Messenger RNA from Scophthalmus maximus (turbot), 3324 nucleotides. RefSeq names its product G-protein-signaling modulator 2-like. The record is from RefSeq and is a predicted model, not a curated record. NCBI's taxonomy places the organism in Eukaryota, Metazoa, Chordata, Actinopteri, Pleuronectiformes, Scophthalmidae. The transcript is spliced from 15 exons. Gene Ontology annotation, molecular function: GTPase regulator activity; protein binding. Bases 385 to 2484 code for a protein of 699 amino acids.
AGCAUGUAUGUAGCAUGAUCCCCCUCACCCACCCCGGAAACGUCACAUCUAAACUGCAUUUCCCUCGCUCCGGAUUGGUCGAGCGCGCGCGUUUAAGCAGCGGUGUCGACAUGUCCGACGGCACUCGAAGGCGGCAGCCAGUUGGGUUUUUAAUUGGAGUCAGAUUGUCGGAGCGAAAAGGAGUGGCUUUAUUUUUAUUUGCCCCAACCCGCGACGAUGGAGUCAUCCUCCUCCAGACGGACGAGGCAGUAGCUGGCGGAGCAGCAGCGAACAGAGAAGAGAAGACAUUUGGUUCCGGAGAGUUCGAGGAGAACAACUUUACUUUUUCUUGGCAAGUUAAGCUAGCGCCAUGUCCGUGGUGUAUUCGCGGACCUCACUUUAAGGAUGGAGGCAUCGUGUCUGGACCUGGCCCUGGAAGGUGAGCGGCUGUGUAAGACGGGCGACUACCGUGCCGGCGUGUCUUUCUUCGAGUCCGCCAUCCAGGUGGGAACGGAAGACCUUCAGAUCCUCAGCGCCAUCUACAGCCAGCUGGGAAACGCCUACUUUCACCUGCAAGAGUACAACAAGGCGCUGGAGUACCAUCGGCAUGACCUCACACUCACCAGAACAAUUGGAGACGAGCUCGGCGAGGCCAAAGCCAGCGGUAACCUUGGGAACACGUUGAAGCUGCUAGGACGCUAUGAGGAGGCACUGGUUUGUUGCCAAAGACAUUUGGAAAUCACGAAGGCCAUAUAUGAUAAGGUUGGGCAGGCUCGGGCGCUGUAUAAUUUCGGGAACGUUUACCACGCCAAGGGCAAGGGCAUCUGCUGGAGUGGAGCGGAGCCAGGCGAGUUCCCGGAGGACGCCCGGACAGCCCUGAGGAAUGCUGCACAGUACUACGAAGCAAACCUGUGCCUGGUGACAGAGUUAGGCGACCGGGCAGCGCAGGGUCGCACCUAUGGGAACCUCGGUAAUACCUAUUAUCUGCUGGGAGACUUUGAAAAGGCAGUGGCUGCACAUGAAAAGCGGCUACUCGUCGCCAAAGAGUUCGGGGACAGGUCUGCGGAGAGGAGGGCUCACUGUAACCUUGGCAAUGCCCACAUAUUCCUCAGCCAGUUCGAAGUGGCGGCUGGUCAUUACAAGAGAACGCUGCAGCUGGCCAGGCUUUUGAAGGACCGAGCGGUGGAGGCCCAGGCCUGUUACAGUCUGGGGAACACCUACACGCUGCUGCAGGACUACGAGAGAGCCAUCGACUACCACCUCAAACAUCUGGUCAUCGCCCAGGACCUCAGUGACCGAGUUGGUGAAGGAAGAGCAUACUGGAGUCUAGGAAAUGCCCACACCGCUCUGGGGAAUCAUGAGCAAGCCAUGUUCUUUGCUGAGAAACAUCUGGAAAUUGCCAAAGAGACGGGCGACAAAAGCGGCGAGGUCACAGCCAGGAUGAACCUGUCCGACCUUCGUUUGGUCGUAGGCCUCAAGUCCAACUCCAACAUCCAUCCAAACAUCUUCCGCAACACAAACGCUAACAGCUCCGCUCUGCCAGUUAGCUACCAGGGCUACACCAACCUCCCAGGGAUGAAGUCUCCAGUGAGGAGGAGAUCAAGUGCAGAGAAACUGAAACAGACUCCAAGUCUGGACAGAAAUCAAACUGGAGACUCACCGGCACAUCCAGACUGGGAGGAGGACACGUUCCCCGGAUCUUCGAAAAACAACACAAUCAAGGCUUCCACCAAGCUCUUCCUCUUCCACCGGCUGAAGAGCAAGAAGCACAAGAGCAACAAGUCGCCCCCUAAAGACCAACAAGAAAACUGCAGUGAGCACAAGGCUCCAGAGCUGGACACGCCGGUGUCCAUCAAGCCCGGACCACGGGACACUAUCGGAGAGGACGGCUUUUUCGACCUCCUCUCUCGUUUCCAGGGCAACCGAAUGGACGACCAAAGGUGCUCUCUACUGGAUGGCCCGAGCCAUCUCCCUGCCCAUUCCUCUCCCUCCUCCACCCCACCUGUAGCUGCAAGGAAAUCUAUUUCGGCGUGCGAAACACCAUCGCAGGAUCCCAGUCAUUUCCUGGAGCUGCUGGCCAGCUCCCAGGCCCGUCGACUGGACGACCAACGAGUCAGCCUGAGCCAUUUUCCUGGCUUACGUCUCAGCACCUCCAGCCCGCCUCAUACACCCUCCACCUCCAACGCAGACCAAGUCCCCACAAAAGCCACCAUCUCCAGUACAGAUUCCCCUCACACACCCUCCCUGUACAGUCAGCUCGAGGCGAGCGAUGAGCAGCCGGAGGGGGACGAUGUCUUCUUCGACAUGCUAGUUAAGUGCCAGGGGUCCAGACUCAACGACCAGCGAUGUGCUGCUCCACCUUCUUCCUCUCCACCUUCCCCCACAAAGGGACCGACGGUUCCAGACGAGGAUUUUUUCAGUCUCAUCCUUCGCUCCCAGUCCAACAGGAUGGAGGAGCAGAGAGUCCAGCCGCCCCCCAGUGUUACACAGACCAAACUAGAUUGACUCCAUGCAGGGAUUUGUGAUGACGUUAUCUCAGGAUACCCAAUGAAGUAACCAAACUUUUUAUUUAGUUUCCCUUUUUCUUUUUCUGUAAGCUACAUGGCCGUUGAUUCCUGCCUUUUGGAAUUGUCCUGACAACAUUCCUGUGAGACUGCCAAGAAUAUGAGUGAUGUAGUGAAGUGAGGGAAUUAAGAUGUCAAAUGAUACAGAACUGGUCAUUGUGACUGAAUUCAUGGGAAAUUUAGCUUUUUGAGACUCAUGGGCUUCUUUUUAAAGAAAACUGACCGGGUCUAGCUUUUUUUUUUGUGCUUUUAGAACCAAAGAUGUGCGUCUGCUCUGGAGGCUUGCAUCAAGUCGCUCAUCCAAACGGUGCGUGAGGAUACUGUUCUCAAAGGAUAAAAGCCAAACUGAAGGAAUUUCUGUUUCACGAUGAUGGACAAGAGACAUACUACAGAUGGAUUUAUCCGAGAGGUUCUGCAGUGAAGCAGAGUGGAUCAUCCUGGGUUUUUAAUUGACCUCAGACAUUGUCUGACAACAACUUGUCACACCGAGUCAAAUGACAGAACUUCUCUGGGGAAAUAUCCAUUCCUACACUGAUGGACUGGUGGAGCAGUUUAUAGAACCUCCUUCUGGAUAUUGCUUUUAAGACUUAAAGACGAUUUUACAUUGUUAUAUCUGGAGCAAUAUUGCAAUGAAGUGAAAUGGGAUCUUUUUUCUUCUUUGUAACAAGAUUUUACAGAUGAUUAACUAGUGUGUGAGGGGAGAGGAACAAAAGAAAUGUUAUUUUAGCCUUUAUACUGAUACCUUCUCCAGACAAUGGAGAAAUAAAAUCUCAUGAAUUUA